AUUUUAUUACUUAAUAAAAAUUAAAGACACCUAAUCAAGCUCAUCCCAUACCAAAAAUACAUGAUUUGAUCCUAAUCCAUUGUGAUUUCACAUAAAAAGAGGGAAACAAAUAUAUUGGAAGAGAGAGAAGAUUUGAUUUCAUUUCAUUUCAUUUGAUAUAUUGAUGAAGUCAAGAACACACACAUGUGGGGGUAGAGAAGAAAAAGUGAAAAAAAAAAAUAACAAAAAAUCAAAGGGGUCACCACCAAAGUGGAUUUCAGAAUCUCAGCGUAUUUUCUUAAAAAAUUAAAGUAGAUUUCAUCAGAUUUUCAUGAUCUUCUACAAUGUCAUCAUCUCGUUGAUGGAGACGUGGCUCUCUGUCGUCUCCAUUUAUAUAUCAAAAAUUCCUUUCUCAAAUCCUUAUCCCACCAAUUCCUCCACUCAUGGCAAGAAACGCUUUGUUUUCAAGACGAUGGAGGUCAUCAUCCGAGACCACCACCACCGAAUUUGAUGAUGUUCAUGUUCUUGCUGUUGAUGAUAGCCUCGUUGAUCGGAAAGUCAUUGAACGUUUACUUAAAAUCACCUCAUGUAAAGUCACGGCGGUGGAAAGCGGUUGGAGAGCUUUGCAAUACUUAGGCCUUGAUCAGGAGAAAUCCUCAUCUGAUUUCGUCAAUGAAUUGAAGGUGGAUCUGAUAAUCACUGAUUACUGUAUGCCUGGAAUGACUGGUUACGAAUUGCUCAAAAAAAUCAAGGGUUCAGCAACUUUCCGAGAGGUGCCAGUAGUGAUCAUGUCGUCAGAAAACGUCGUAGCACGGAUUGACAGGUGUUUGGAAGAAGGUGCGGAGGAUUUCAUUGUAAAGCCUGUAAAACUUUCCGACGUCAAACGAUUGAAAGAUUACAUGUUUGGUGAAAACCGAGGAACAAUCCCUACAAAUGACAUCAACAACAAAGAAGAAAAAGGAAGUCUCAACAAAAGAAAACUUCAACAAAUGUCUGAAACUUCCCCUUCCGCUUCCCCUUCCCCUUCCCCUUCGCCUUCACCUUCACCAUCGCCAUCGCCGUCAUCGCCAACGGUGUCUCCGUCCGCCUCGCCAUCGCCGGCGACGGUGUCACCUGUAACAUCCCCAUCUCCGCCGAUGGUCUCUCCCUCAACUUCCCCAUCUCCGCCACAAUCUCCGUCGACAUCAUCAUCAUCAACAUCAUCAACACCUCCGACGUCGCCACCCUUUUCUCCGUCACAACUAGAGUCCCCAACAAUGCGGCUUAAGCAGGGGAUAAUAAUAAAAAAAAUAAAAGAAAGGAAAAAAGAUGAGUGGAAACAACUCAACAAGAUUUAA
This is a messenger RNA of Lactuca saligna, 1316 nucleotides long. The record is from the annotation of a GenBank genome assembly. Lineage: Eukaryota; Viridiplantae; Streptophyta; Magnoliopsida; Asterales; Asteraceae.